GACACCCAGGACUCCAAGAUGGCGUCGCCCGUACCAGUGAAAGAGAAGAAGCUCAUGGAUGUGAAGCUAGGAGAGCUGCCAGGCUGGAUACUGAUGCAAGAUUUCACCCCUAGAGGCAUUGCUGGUGCAUUUCAAAGAGGUUACUACCCAUAUUACAACAAGUAUGUCAAUGUGAAGAAAGGGAACGUUGCUGGGAUUUCUAUGGUACUGGCAGCUUAUGUGCUUUUCAACUAUUGUCGGUGUUACAAGGAACUCAAACAUGAGCGUCUACGCAAGUACCACUGAUGAGGGCCCAGUGUGGAGGCACAUUUGGCAUUCCUGACCAUGACCUUUGAAUCCUUUCAUAGCCUAAUUCAGAAUUAAUGUCCAAUAAAAGAUGA
Molecule: messenger RNA, 380 nt
Organism: Felis catus (domestic cat)
Lineage: Eukaryota; Metazoa; Chordata; Mammalia; Carnivora; Felidae
Product: ATP synthase subunit f, mitochondrial-like
Exons: 1
Coding region: 19-285 (88 amino acids)
Biological process (GO): proton motive force-driven mitochondrial ATP synthesis
Molecular function (GO): proton-transporting ATP synthase activity, rotational mechanism
Source: RefSeq, a predicted model, not a curated record